AUGUUAAUAGUAUUAGCCCCAACUAUAAUGCUCCUCCCCAUGAUCUGACUAUGCUCCUCCGCACACCUGUGGACGUCAGCACUAGCUCACAGCAUGGCAAUUGCCUUAAUUAGCCUUUCAUGACUCUGUCUUCCAAUAGAAGCCGGAUGGUCAUCCCUUAAUACUUUCGUUGCAACCGACCCCUUAUCCACCCCCCUUCUAGUCCUAACCUGUUGACUUCUUCCCUUAAUAAUUCUCGCGAGUCAAAACCACAUGGCAAAAGAACCCAUUAAUCGACAGCGAACCUAUAUCUCCCUGCUUGUCUCUCUCCAAAUCUUUCUGGUCCUGGCAUUUGGGGCAACCGAAAUAAUUAUGUUUUACAUCAUAUUUGAGGCAACACUAAUUCCUACACUUAUUAUUAUCACACGUUGAGGGAACCAGACAGAACGGCUUAACGCGGGCAUUUACUUUUUAUUUUAUACUUUGGCCGGCUCCCUUCCCCUAUUAGUGGCACUCCUCUUACUUCAGAACUCAACAGGAUCACUAUCCUUCUUAACCACCCAAUUCUUCCCACCCCUUCAACUGCACACAGAGGCAAGUAAGUUCUGAUGGGCUGGCUGCUUACUCGCAUUCUUAGUUAAAAUACCAUUAUACGGCGCCCACCUAUGACUUCCUAAAGCCCAUGUCGAAGCCCCUAUUGCCGGAUCAAUGGUCCUCGCAGCCGUUCUUUUAAAGCUCGGAGGUUACGGAAUAAUGCGAAUUAUUAUUAUCCUUGACCCGCUCACAAAGCAACUCAGUUACCCCUUCAUUAUUCUUGCCCUAUGAGGUGUUGUGAUAACUGGCUCAAUUUGUCUUCGGCAAACAGACCUUAAAUCCCUCAUCGCCUACUCCUCCGUAAGUCACAUAGGCCUUGUGGCAGCAGGAAUUUUAAUUCAAACCCCCUGAGGACUCACGGGGGCUUUAAUUCUUAUAAUUGCCCAUGGCUUGACUUCUUCCGCCCUCUUUUGCUUAGCUAACACAAACUAUGAGCGCACACACAGUCGAACUAUACUGCUAGCCCGGGGCCUACAGAUAAUUCUUCCCCUUUUAGCCACAUGAUGAUUCUUGUUUACCCUUGCCAACCUGGCACUCCCCCCUCUACCUAACCUUAUAGGGGAACUUAUAAUUAUUACAUCCUUAUUUAACUGGUCAAACUGAACCCUGCUCCUGACCGGGGCUGGGACCCUAAUUACUGCUAGUUACUCCCUUCACAUAUUCCUAACAACCCAACGAGGCCCUGUUACUAGUCCCGUUGUAGCAAUUGAACCAACCCACACCCGGGAACACCUUCUAAUGGUUCUUCAUCUUCUCCCCCUUCUCCUCCUAGUCUUAAAACCUACCCUUAUCUGAGGGUGGACACUCU
This is a messenger RNA of Oryzias latipes (Japanese medaka), 1381 nucleotides long. The record is from the annotation of a RefSeq genome assembly. NCBI's taxonomy places the organism in Eukaryota, Metazoa, Chordata, Actinopteri, Beloniformes, Adrianichthyidae.